UGCUUGAUAAGACCUGAGUCGCAACAUCCUGGUGUGGUGUGUCGACUUGUGCUUUAAGAGUCAGGAAAAGGGUGGGGAAAGAAGACUGGCGCCUGAUUGGUUCCAACGCUCUCCUUUGCUGCCACAAUACUGCAACCACGUGACCUGGCUGUUUUCAACCCACUUCCACGCGUGCAUUUAAAAAGACGGACAGUGUAGAUCGGCGUUAUGUGCACCCACCCAAGUGCAGUAGAUUCUAAAGCACGAUUCGAUGCAUCGUAAGUGAGGAGGAAGAAGUGGGUGGAGGAGGCGUGAGGGAGAAGCAUGGCGGCGGCAGCGAGCAGCAGCAGCCCCUCCGCCGCGGCCACGCUUCUUCACGGCCACCGCAUCAACAACUCGCAGACGCGGAAACGCAUCGAUUCAAGGCGGAGGCAAGCGGCGCUCUCAUUCCUCACCAACAUCUCCCUGGAUGGGCGACCCGUGCAAGGCGAGUGCCAGGAGGUUCAGGACGUCGCCGAGGAAGGAGACUCGGAAGCCCCGAAUUGCAUGGUGGAGCGAGGCGCUGACGCCGCCGCCGCCUCGGCUGCUGCCGCCUCGGCUGCCGCUCUUGCCGCCGCCGCGACCGCCUUGGCCAACCUGGCGAGCAGCCGAAGCAGCUCAGUGGCUUCGUCUGCAUCCGUCGCCCCAGAACUCGGCGAGGGUGAAACGAUUACUCAGGCGUAUUCUCCUCCUCCGGCGGCGGCCGCGUUCGGCUCGCCUCUCUCGGCUCUCGCCGCCUCGGCCCGGGGCAGAUUGCAGACUUACACCCCGGGGGUCGCGCCCGCGCCGUACUCCAGACAAGGAUCCCAGAACUACUGCCUGGAGGGCGGACAAAUCGCCAACUCUGCCAUUGAGUUACAGCGAUCGAGACGCCGGCUCAUCUCCCAGCGCUCAUCGCUAGAAACAUUGGAGGACAUUGAGGAGAAUGCUCCUUUGCGCAGAUGCCGGACUCUGUCAGGUUCUCCUCGACCAAAGAGCUUUAAGAAGAUCCACUUCAUUAAGAACAUGCGGCAACACGAUAUGCGCAACGGAAGGAUAGUCCUAAUCAGUGGCAGAAGAUCCUUCUAUAGUGUAUUUUCAGUGCUGCCCUAUCGAGAUUGUAGCCAAGCGGGGGACGUGAAGAUGGAGGCGUCGGGGCGGCAGCGCCACCCAUCGGGGGGCGUCAGCGCCAAAGAGAUGGUCAUCGGCCUCGAGGGCGUCGAGCUCGGGGCGGAUGGAAAGACGGUGUCGUACACUCAGUUCUUGUAUCCGACCAACGUGCUGGGCGGGCGGAGGAACACCAUCGACUCCACGUCGUCCUUUUCGCAGUCUCGCAACGCCAGCCAUCGCAGCCUCAGCCUGGCCCGUGCCAACAGCAACCAAAGCAGCUUGGACACCGGCAACGACCUGAGUGAGUUCCGCGAGUACGACCCCAACCUUCUGGACGACCCUCAGUGGCCUUGCGGGAAACACAAGCGAGUGCUCAUCUUCCCGUCAUACAUGACGACGGUCAUCGAGUAUGUGAAACCCUCCGACCUGAAGAAGGACAUGAACGAAACCUUCAAGGAGAAGUUCCCUCACAUCCGCCUCACGCUCAGCAAGAUCAGAAGCCUGAAGCGGGAGAUGAAGAAGCUGGCCCAGGAUGAGUGCGGCUACGAAGAGCCCACGGUGGCCAUGGCCUUUGUCUACUUUGAGAAGCUGGUGCUGCAGGGCAAGCUCAACAAGCAGAACCGCAAACUUUGUACAGGGGCCUGCGUCCUGCUGGCGGCUAAGAUAGGCGGCGAUCUCAAGAAGCACCAAGUCAAGCUUCUUAUUGACAAACUGGAGGAGAGGUUCCGCGUGAACCGUCGCGAGCUGAUCGCCUUUGAGUUCCCCGUGCUGGUGGCGCUGGAGUUCAACCUGCAUCUCCCCGAGCAUGAGGUCAUGCCGCACUACAGACGCCUACUGCAGACUUCAUAGCGGUGGCGGCGGCGGGCAGCCCCGUUUUCUUCUAUUCACGCUACUGUUGCAGAACCUGGGUCUCUUUUUCUUUUUUUUCUUCUUUUCUUUAUUUCCCCCGCCACCAUUUUGUACAUUUUAGACUUAUUUUAAAAACUUUUUUGGGGUUGUGAACUGGAUCCUCUCCUUUCACAUUUCUUUUAAUCAUCAAACUGCUUUGCAUUUGCUUGCUUGCGGUUUGGCGAUUGUCUUAAAAAAAAAAGUGCACUUUUUCCGGAGUAUUACAAGAUAUUUACGCAGCUUAUAGUUGGAAUUUUUUUCUUAGUUCUAUGCAUGAGGAAACAUUGUUUGUCUUCUCUUCCAUUCCAUUGUGCUAUUCCGAUCACUUUGACCAGUGUGUAAUCUUCACCUGCUCUAUGUUAGAGUGUUUUGCUAGCACCUUAAGGUGCUCUAUGGUUGUUAAGGUGCUCGUUUUUGGUUGCCAGAGAAGGAAGGGUUAGGGUGCAUACAAGCGUCCAGUUGCUGUCCAUUUGGGUGAGUGUCACUUUUUUUGGAACAUCCACUGAACUCCAUGUCAAUUGGUGUCAGGGGCUUUCUUUAAAACAAAUGUUUCAGAGGGCUUCUAAUAAAUAUUCACUUGAUUUGGCAUGUUAAUGAUUUGAUGUCUCAUCAUAAGCCCUCUCCAGCAAGAAGUUAAAAUAAAAAAUCAUAGGAAGAGCUAAGAUGUAUUUGUCAUUCAGUUUUCUGGGGAUAUUUAAGAUUAUUUCACCACAUUUGAUUGUUGCUGGCAAAAUUAUCGGUAGCUAAGAACAGACUGAAGGCUAUUAUUACUGCUUGAUUAUAACUGUAAAUAAAACAUUUGCUUGUCCAAUCAAAAAGA
Molecule: messenger RNA, 2815 nt
Organism: Syngnathus typhle (broad-nosed pipefish)
Lineage: Eukaryota; Metazoa; Chordata; Actinopteri; Syngnathiformes; Syngnathidae
Gene: cables1
Product: Cdk5 and Abl enzyme substrate 1
Exons: 10
Coding region: 304-1956 (550 amino acids)
Biological process (GO): regulation of cell cycle; nervous system development
Cellular component (GO): cytosol
Source: RefSeq, a predicted model, not a curated record